Durio zibethinus is the source of this 3318-nucleotide messenger RNA. NCBI's taxonomy places the organism in Eukaryota, Viridiplantae, Streptophyta, Magnoliopsida, Malvales, Malvaceae. The record is from RefSeq and is a predicted model, not a curated record.
AAAAAUUUUCCUUUAACAGGGUUCUUUCUUUCUUUUUUUUUUUUAAUAAAUUAUUUUUGGUUUUUUUUUCCAUGAAAGAAAAAGCAGCAGUAACAUAGGAAAUAGACAUGGGAAGAAGAAGAAGAACCUGUUCCUUUUCUCAAAACUCUCUUUAAAAAAACCACAAAAGUCUAAUUAAAGAUCAAAUUUUUUUCUUCACUCUUGAAGCUAUAUAUCAAAGACCCAGUUCUUCUUUUUCCAAGUAGAUCUGAAAAAACCUCUCCUUUUUAUUGGUUUCUUACAACAGAGAUGGAAUCUUAAACUGGUUGAUUCUAAUGGGUGCUGUUUGUAAAUCUCAGUUGGAUUCUUAUCAAAUGAAAGCAUGUGCUGUGGAUCGGAGGGGUUAAAGCACUCGCCGUCUCCAACAACAUCUAAUAUUUCUUUUGAAGAUAGCAGAUAUCCUAGCGUAGCUAUGAAUCACUUGACCGUAGAGACUGAAGAUACUUUUGCAAGCUUGCUUGAGCUUGCUGCUAAUAAUGAUGUUGAGGGCUUUAAACGAUCCAUUGAACGCGAUCCUUCUUGUGUUGAUGAGGUUGGGCUGUGGUAUGGACGUCAGAAGGGCUCGAAGCAGAUGGUUAAUGAGGAGAGAACCCCUUUGAUGGUUGCUGCUACAUAUGGUAGUAUUGAUGUUAUUAAACUGAUCCUUUCUUCAUCAGAUGCUGAUGUUAAUCGCGUGUGUGGCCAUGUCAAAAGCACUGCCCUUCAUUGUGCUGCUUCAGGUGGAGCUGUGAAUGCUAUUGAUGUUGUGAAGCUACUUUUAGCAGCUGGUGCUGAUGCAAAUAUGGUUGAUGCAAAUGGUUAUCUUCCUGUUGAUGUUAUUGUUGUUCCUCCGAAGCUUGAAGCUGUAAAAUUAACUCUUGAAGAACUCCUUGCAACUGAGAGUUCUGUUCUUGAGCGGAAUUUAAGGGUGUCAACAGCCGUUGCAAAUUCCAACUCCCCUCCUCUGUCGCCCUCUCAGGAAAAUGGGUCACCUUCAUCUGCUUCAGAUUCCCCAAUGAAGUCAAAGUCAACUGAUGCUCCUCUUUCUUCUGCAUCAGAGAAGAAAGAAUACCCAAUUGAUCCAUCUCUUCCAGACAUCAAGAACAGCAUCUAUUCAACUGAUGAGUUUCGGAUGUAUUCAUUCAAGGUGCGGCCUUGUUCCCGUGCCUACUCCCAUGAUUGGACAGAGUGUCCGUUUGUUCACCCGGGGGAGAAUGCUCGAAGGCGGGAUCCUAGAAAGUUCCAUUACAGUUGUGUUCCCUGCCCUGAUUUUCGAAAGGGGGCAUGUAGGCGUGGAGAUUUGUGUGAAUAUGCUCAUGGUGUUUUUGAAUGCUGGCUACACCCUGCUCAAUAUCGAACCCGGCUGUGCAAGGAUGGUACUAAUUGUGCAAGGAGAGUCUGCUUCUUUGCUCAUACUGCGGAGGAACUCCGACCUCUGUAUGUCUCCACUGGCUCUGCUGUUCUAUCUCCUCGCUCAAGUGCUUCUGGUGCUACAGCAAUGGAUUUUGCUGCCGCCUUGAGUCUCUUGCCGGGAUCACCUUCAUCUGUAUCUGUUAUGUCUCCUUCACCAUUCACACCACCCAUGUCUCCAUCUGUGAAUGGCAUGUCUCACUCUAAUGUUGCUUGGCCACAGCCUAAUGUUCCAGCCCUGCAUCUACCAGGAAGCAAUCUUCAAUCUAGUCGCUUGAGAUCUUCUCUUAAUGCAAGAGAUAUUCCAGCUGAAGACUUCAACUUGCUGCCGGAUUUUGAUGUGCAGCAACAACAGCUGAUAAACGAGUUAUCUAGCCUCACUCAGCCAUCUCUGAGUUCUAAUUCUUUGAACCGAUCUGGUCGAUUGAAGACCCUGACCCCAUCAAACCUUGAUGACCUCUUUUCUGCUGAGAGCAUAUCUCCACGGUACUCUGAUCAAGCAUUGGCUGCCGCCGUUUUCUCUCCAACCCAUAAGUCUGCUGUUCUCAAUCAAUUUCAGCAGCAGCAAAGCAUGCUAUCACCUAUAAAUACAAAUUUUUCUCCUAAAAAUAUGGAGCAUCCUCUAUUGCAGGCUUCUCUAUCUGGUAGGAUGUCUCCUCGAAAUGUGGAACCUAUCUCACCAAUGAGUUCUCGGGUUUCCAUGUUAGCUCAACGUGAGAAGCAGCAACAAUUUCGCAGCCUAAGCUCUAGAGAGCUCGGCUCUGGCUCUGCUGCCAUUGUCGGUUCCCCAGUAAAUUCUUGGUCAAAAUGGGGAUCUUCCAAUGGGACGCCAGACUGGGCUGUCAAUGUGGAUGAAUUGGGCAAGCUACGGAGGUCAUCUUCAUUUGAGCUUGGCAAUGGAGAUGAGCCCGAUUUAUCAUGGGUUCAAUCCCUUGUUAAAGAGUCUCCCACUGAGAUCAAAGAGAAAAUGACAGCGCCUGUCUCAGGUGUUGCCCCCAAUGCUGCUACAACUGAGGGUUCCAAUAUGAACUCACAAAUUGAUCCGGUCGAUCAUGCCGUGUUGGGAGUAUGGCUUGAGCAAAUGCAGCUUGAUCAGCUUGUGGCACAGCAAAACUGAAACCAGUUUCACUGAGCCCUGAGGUAGAGACAUCACAAAGUUUUUGGUAAAUAACAUUUGUAUUUUUCGGGAUUUUGUUGGUGAUAAAUGUGGAAGGAAAGGUAAAACAGUAACACAAGGUGAAAGCAAAGAAAGAAGGGAAAAUUCAUUUUUUCACCAUUUAUUAUUAUUACUAAACAGUUCAGAAACGGUUAAGGAUAGGUUUAAAGCAAUUAUGCCCAGGCUAGGUGUUUUGUCUUCAAACUAGAUUUCUACUGCUGUCAUUUUAUUCACCUUUUUUUUUAUUUAAUGAUGAGCGACGAUGUUUUGAUGACACUGAACCAAAAUUCCCAUGUUUCCUUAAAUCCUUUUUCUGCUAUAUUCAUUAUCACCAAUGUGAGAAAUCAAAACUAAGAUGGAUCAUGAAGUUCUUUAUCUCAAGAGUUUUGUAGUGUUUGGGGUUGGGUCAAAUUUUGUGGAGAGAUUAUACAAUGAGGAAGAUUUGUAUCUUCUGAUGCAGUUUGGAAUCAAUAAUUUUGUUGAUGCAUGUAAUGUGGGGAAAGAAUAGGAUAAGAAACUAUGAUCUUUGCUUAAUUCUUAUUUCAAUAUCCUGAUUGUAACUUAUAUUUGAACUGCAAUUAAUUUCUUUUUCGUUUCUUCUCCAUAAUUGUCUUUUUGGCUUGUUUUACCCUCAUAUUUUACAAAUUAUAUUUGGGAUUAAGAAGUGUACAAAAGUACCAUUAAUUAUAGUUGCAACCUUUAAAUUUACAAGCUUCAUCUCUUGAAAUAAUAGG